GAUCAGCAACAGCAUUGAAAGGUGCAGUGCCAGUAAUCGAAUUGUAUGAUGGAAGGAGAUAGACAAUUGGAAGAAGAAGAAAAAGAAUCCAUGUGAUGUGAUAAUCGGACAAGGCCUAACAUACCUAUUUUUUUACUCGCCUAGUUUGUGGUGUAAUCUGUAAGUCGUGCAGUGCACGUAUUGCAAACGUUGGUACUAUGCGGUAAGCUUGUGUGUACUUGCAUAUAAAUGUGCUUGAAUGCGUGCAUGCAUGCAUGCAUCGAAAGCAAGUAUAAGCAGGAGAAGUUGCUAGUGCAGUGUUGAUUAUUGCAGUAUUUGAAAGAAAGACAGACAAUCAGCCAAUAGACAUUUUAUCAUCAUGAAGUGUCCAGAGAUACGACGGAUAACGUUCGCGCAUCACCUGUUGUGAAUCACAGUGAAGAUAUAAGUACUGGCUACUAAACUACAAUGUACGUAUGGUAUGUAUGUGUGUACGUCCAUACAUGCAUACAUGCUGGCAUGUGCUGAAGUAGAGAAGUGACAAAGUAGGACUGGAAAACACGCCGUACGCGUACGGCGUGCCUGUAGUAGGUAGGCACCUUGCGAACGUCGCCUACCACUCACUCGCCAGUCGCCCCAGCCUGCUGCCUCUCGUCGUCAGUCUUCAGUCUAUCUACUAGAUCCGAGUUUGGAUUUGAUCGCGUCCACCCUAAAUCCGAGUCCGCGCCCUCACCAGCGAUCGUCCGACGCCACGAUGCCGUUCCCAUCCCCGUCGUCUUCGCUCUCCUUGUCAGUGUCAAUAAUAUCGUCAGUUUCGUUGUCGUCGUCGUCGUCAUCGUCAUCGUUAUCAUCAUCGUCGUCGUCGCCAUCAUCAUCAUCACCAUCAUCAUCAUCAUCAUCAUCAUCAUCAUUGCCGUCGUCGUUGCCGUCGCCGUUGUCGCUGUUAUUGUCGUCGCAGCUUCCGUUGCCGUUGCCACCGCCCGUACACAGCACCACCACAGCAGAGCAAAUUGUCGACGCGCCUCGAUCGCGCUACAUCGCGAUGUAGCUUUCCCGUCGAUUCGGUUUAUUUUUUUAUUAUCAAGUGUCCGUAAACGUUGACACUAUCCGUACCACAGAAGGAAGGGGUUAGUUUCCAUGUCGGAAGACUCGGGCUUGUUUGCGUCCAACGAUAAUCUUCGUUCAAGUGCCUUUUUUUAAUCUUAUCAUUACUACUAUAAGCAAGACCUAUACCAAAACCAAUACCAAAAUAAGAAUAUCCAAUGAAUAAUACCGGAACGUUGUGACAGGCUGACUUGCAUCCUUUUCUUGUGGAACCUCACUGGUGCGGAAAAUUCAUAAUGAAAUCGUUAACAAGUUGACGAGAGUUAACGAGAUAGACCAGCCCACCAGGUACACCUCGGAUAUCAGGGGCAGCUGAUCAGAUAUAAAACGAAACCAGGGACGUUCUUUCGCACGGAAAAUUAGAUUUAGAUAAGACCAGUGACCGAGGAAGGAAGCGUCUCGAUACAGUCUACGGUCUGCUCGGCACAAUGUCACAAUUGAAUAUAAGCUCGGGGAAGCGAGGUCGUGGAGUACCGGGCACUUCGGCGUCGGCAGCCUCGGCAUUAAGUAGUUCUGCGGAUCUAGCCAGCCUCUUCGAGUGUCCUGUGUGCUUUGACUACGUCCUGCCACCUAUACUGCAAUGCCAGAGCGGUCAUCUAGUAUGCAGCAACUGUCGCCCUAAGCUCAACUGUUGUCCCACUUGUCGGGGCCCCCUAGGUAACAUCAGAAACCUGGCAAUGGAGAAAGUAGCGAGCAAUGUAAUGUUCCCCUGCAAGUAUUCGACAAGCGGUUGCACUGUAUCUCUUGUUCAUACGGAGAAAGCUGAUCACGAGGAUGCUUGUGAGUUUCGCCCUUACAGUUGUCCUUGCCCCGGUGCCUCUUGCAAGUGGCAGGGAUCCCUCGAACAAGUCAUGCCUCACCUUGUUAUGAGCCAUAAGAGCAUUACCACCCUUCAAGGUGAAGACAUCGUGUUUUUAGCAACAGAUAUCAAUCUUUCCGGAGCAGUAGAUUGGGUAAUGAUGCAGUCAUGUUUUGGUCAUCACUUUAUGCUCGUCUUGGAGAAACAAGAAAAGUACGACGGACAUCAGCAAUUCUUUGCCAUUGUUCAACUAAUUGGUUCAAGGAAACAAGCUGAAAACUUCGCGUACAGAUUGGAAUUAAAUGGUCAUAGACGACGGCUGACGUGGGAAGCUAUGCCAAGAUCUAUCCACGAAGGUGUGUCUUCUGCUAUUCUUAAUUCCGAUUGUUUAGUGUUUGAUACGUCGAUGGCACAAUUAUUUGCCGAUAAUGGAAACCUUGGGAUCAACGUGACCAUUUCUAUGGCUUGAAAUGAACAAAUGAUCAGAUAGGAAGCAAAUGAACAAUGCUGGACAAUGAAAAUCGUGCACGGCGUCACAUAUACAGUGGAGAUGUCUUCAUUCGAUAAGGUCGACCUUACAUGACUUCCCGUUCCUACCGCCUUGAUAUACUUGGAACUAAGAAUUGAAGGCUUUAUGGACUUCGGUCAACAUCCAGCCACGUACCUUCGACGAACAUUAAAAUGCGAAUCCCAAGUUUAAUAUUGAGCGAGCUCGGUGUUGUCAAUUCCCAGUCAGACUGCGCUCCCGAAAAAAACCGAGCUCAUUGAUUUGAAAUAAAUCAGAAAUCAAUUCAA
This is a messenger RNA of Diprion similis, 2677 nucleotides long. Its product is annotated as E3 ubiquitin-protein ligase SIAH1-like. The transcript is spliced from 5 exons. Gene Ontology annotation, molecular function: zinc ion binding; ubiquitin protein ligase activity; ubiquitin conjugating enzyme binding. NCBI's taxonomy places the organism in Eukaryota, Metazoa, Arthropoda, Insecta, Hymenoptera, Diprionidae. The record is from RefSeq and is a predicted model, not a curated record. Gene Ontology annotation, biological process: proteasome-mediated ubiquitin-dependent protein catabolic process; multicellular organism development. Gene Ontology annotation, cellular component: cytoplasm. Bases 1512 to 2351 code for a protein of 279 amino acids.